AUGAACACCGAACUGCGAAGACAAGUCAUCAAUAUCUACAAAGAGCUCCUGGAGAUGGGCAGACAUUAUCCUUUAGGCUAUGACUAUUUUCGAUCACGGCUGCAUAAGGCAUUUAUGUCGAAGGCGAGCUUGACAGACGAGGAGCAGAUACGUCAGGGUAUCAAGCGAGCCGAGUUCGUCAAGAAGGAAAUAGAGGCUUUAUAUUUUCUCAAGAAAUAUCGAUCGAUGAAAAGUCGCUACUCGUGAACCCCGGCUUCCACAUAUACAAAAAAUGUCUCUCCACCAAGGACGCUCCAAUGCCGAGCAACACUCACCGACAACGUGGCUAUCCAUUCGGCAGAAUAGGAAGGUAUCUAUCCUCAGACACCCCGGUCAGGAUUAAUCGCACGUGACCUGGUAUCAACCCAGAUGGACGCGGCAGAGCCAACAAUGCCUGUACGAUAUCAGUCAACUAGCAACGGGGGAUUGUGGUGCACGAUGCCGGCGAGAAGAAGCAGAGCUGAAAAUGCGAGACCGUCCCCGAAAUUCCAGGUGGUUGCGCCCAGCACAAUCGUCCUUACGGCACAGUUUGGCACUCGAUGUCAGUGCUUGGUAUUCUGCCGCGACCGAGGUGGGCUCUCUGGCCCCUGAAGUGGACGUCGCAGGAAACUUGGGCUCUUUGGUGACAGAUACUCGAAGGUUGGACGAGUUGCCAAACAAGAGCCGUUGUCGAACAUCAG
Messenger RNA from Exophiala xenobiotica, 719 nucleotides. RefSeq lists its product as uncharacterized. The record is from RefSeq and is a predicted model, not a curated record. The transcript has 2 exons. Gene Ontology annotation, cellular component: mitochondrion. Bases 1 to 246 code for a protein of 81 amino acids. Lineage: Eukaryota; Fungi; Ascomycota; Eurotiomycetes; Chaetothyriales; Herpotrichiellaceae. Gene Ontology annotation, biological process: respiratory electron transport chain.